AUGACUUCUCUUUCAAUUCCGGCCACGGCUCCCGUUCUCUCACCAUUCGAUGCAGACACCAGUACUCCUCCAAGAUCACCCCAGCCUCAUCGAAGACGAGCAUCUCGAAAUCCUAAUGCUAUUGCUUUGCCAACGUUUAAUUUCAAUCCCGGUCAAGAUGAUGCUGUGAGACCAGACAAUAUCGACCAAGGAAGUCCCUCCACACAACACAUGGCUUCUGAUGGACAGCGACGGUCUCCUCGCCCUACCCUGCCUGCUUUCUCAUUCAAUCCUGGUGCCGAUCUACCGCCCGAGAGAAGUCCUAGUCCUACACAUCCAGUCUUGCAGGAAAUGGCCCUCAAUCAGCAACGCGCGGUCCGUUCUGCUAGGCCCGCUCCUCUUCCCGCCUUCACCUUCGCACCACACACACCUUCAGUCCACGCAUCACCAAGUCCUACAAAGGCAGACUUCACCGAGUCCCAACCUCCUCUUCGCACUGGCCACCGUCGGGGUGUCAGUGAAUUUGUUGGAGGUGGCGGGACUGAUGGUCCUCAGAUGGUCAGUACCAGUCCGGAAAAGCCCGAGUAUCGACCACCUCCAAGAAUGCACGCCCACAAGCGCAGCCAAGCGGUUUCUGUUUCCGACAUCGACACGUCCGAGCUGAUCAAAGCCAACGCUUUGGCCAAAGCUCGGGCGGGUUCGACCCCAACCACCCCAUCCGAUGCACAGACAUUCUCAUUUGCACGAUCAAGCCCCCAAAUCCGACAGUCAAUGUCAAACAUCGUCAGGACUCCACCAUCGUCCCCUCGACGCCGAGAUAGUGCUCCUGGUGUGCGACCACGUGUGGGAUUUUCGGAACAUGUCGAUGUAAUUCCACGACCUCUGUCAAUGAUCUCAUCCGAGACUGAGGGAAGCAAUUCUACGAUCCGCGGUUGCCAUUCGCUAUCAGGAAGCAUCAACUCAAUUGCCAGCCCUACACCAAGACCUACCCUGGUGAUAAGCUCUUCAAGUGAAUCCACCAAUGGUUCCCCUGAACGACCACAAACCGCCGAUGCUUUGUCGACUUUGACAGGCAGCAUGGCCUCUGGUGACAAGUCAUUAUCUGUGAUCAGUCUUCCCAAGCGUCCUCUGUCAGCCUCUGGAUCUCCUGGAACUGUGAGUUCGGGCAGCCCACCAAACAAGAAGAAGUACUUCUGGCUGAACCAAAACAACGUUUCGCCAUUGGCUACUCCAAGAGCAGAAACUGGAAAUCCAAUGGAUGUCUUUGUCGCAUCCACCCCUCCACCAAAGCGGCUGGAGGUAUUUGGAGAUCGAGCAAGACCAAAGACUUCCUCUGGAGAGGGCGCAUCUUCCUCUCGCAAGCGGAAAUAUCAUACGUGGACUUCGGGCAUCUUUUCCAGGAAGUCAGAAAAGCGAUCAAGCAAAGUAAAACAUCCACCGAUGCCCACUCCGCCUGUAUUGAAUAGGAGACCCAGUGAUCGAUUGAACGAGAUAUUCGACGCAGAUGACACCAUUGUUCUGCGAGAACCAUCUCCUGUUACCACACGGAUUCGACCACGAACGCAACCUUUACCCGCCCUCCAGACUUUCAACAGUAGCCCGGCAAGUGAGCCAAUCAUGAGCCCAAUCUUGGAUCUUGACGCUGCCUUGGGACCUUUUGGGAGCGAGGAGAAAUUUAGCCAGGACAGCCAUAACAAACAAGUCCACGCUUCCCGAAUUGCCAAGCUACAUAGCAGCGAACGUCGAGGCACGUCGGAUGCUUUUGGUUCGGUUCAUAGGAGAACUGAAUCUGCCCCCACUAUGCCAGCUGUCAAUCGAGCGACCUUCGGUGUGCAUCGAAUGGGUAGUAACCCUUCAUUAUCCGAAGACGUAUUCGAUGAGGAAGAGGAAGACAAAUUGUUGGCAGAAGAAAAUGCAAAUGCGAUGUCAUCUGGAAAGCUUGUUCGAAUUCAUUCUCGCCCAAAGAAAUUGGUUACCUCAUUGAGUGAACCUACAUCUGCGACACCCACCUCAAGAUCUGGAGAAGGAUUGGGAUUGUCCAUGGACAACGACGAUGUGAUCAUAGUUGACACUGAAGAAGAAAUCGGAAGAGUGGCAUGUGCACGAUCCUCAGACUCUACCAUCGAGGCUCCUGUUUUCUCGGAAAUGGCAUCUCUGAAACGCCCAGCAUCGUCCCCAAUGACGUUCGCAUACCCGGCUCCACAGUCUCAAUAUGCUUCAUCAACGGAAGGUCGAACAACUUCGGCUUCGAUGAUUUCUUCACCAGACGCAGAUCAUAUCUCUUUCGACAACCUAUCUCCUCCAUCUCGGUCUCAUGGUGAACUGAGCCCAGACUUUGUCCUCCGAGCCUCCAACGACGAUUUGCCCUCACUCAGCGAUAGCAUCUCAAGUGGCGCACUACCUAGGUUCUCCAGCAGUGCAGGGACCAGGUCCUCGAUUGAGCAUCGUUCCGCUUCCAUGAUUGUUCCAUCGACAUCUCGCUCCAACAACCAACAAGCAUGGAAGAGAGCAAGCUUGGCAAGCCUGAAUCGAUUGAUUCCUGGAUCUUCACAUGGCAGCAAACUGAAGUUUGAAACUGUGCCCGACAUCUCUGUCAUUGAUGACAAGGCUAAGCGGAGGUCUCACAGAAUUAGCAAACUUUUGUUCUGGCGGUCAAAGGACAAGGACGAGAAAUGA
Messenger RNA from Exophiala bonariae, 2655 nucleotides. RefSeq lists its product as uncharacterized. The coding region runs from base 1 to 2655 and encodes 884 amino acids. NCBI's taxonomy places the organism in Eukaryota, Fungi, Ascomycota, Eurotiomycetes, Chaetothyriales, Herpotrichiellaceae. The record is from RefSeq and is a predicted model, not a curated record. The transcript has a single exon.